AUGGGAUGUGAUGGAGGAACGAUUCCUAAAAGACACGAGUUGGUGAAAGGACCCAAAAAAGUCGAGAAGGUUGAUAAAAAUGCAGAGUUGGCUGCCAAAUGGAAAUAUUGUGCCUUGAGCCAGGAGAAGCUCAAACGCCCCAUCGUUUCCUGUGAGCUGGGAAGGCUCUAUAACAAAGACGCUGUCAUCGAAUACCUCCUGGAUAAGUCUGCUGAGCGACCCAAUGCUGACGCUGUGGUUCACAUCCGUGGGAUCAGGGAUAUAAAGGAACUUAACCUGACCGAUAACCCUGAGUGGGAGGGAGAGAGAAGAAAUGCCAAAGGAGACAGAUAUGAGGACAUCAACUGUGGCAUGUUCAUCUGCCCUGUUGUUGGGUUGGAGAUGAAUGGCAAGCACAGGUUCUGUUACCUGCAAACCUGUGGCUGCGUGUUUUCUGACAGAGCCAUGAAGGAGGUCAAAACAGAAAUCUGUCACAAGUGUGGGGACCCGUUCAAGAUCGAGGAUGUCGUUGUGCUCAAUGGCACUAAGGAGGAGGUGGAGAAGCUGAGGGAGAAGAUGGAAGAGAGGCGGACCAAAGCCAAAGUUAAGAAAUCAAAGAAGAGCAAAGCAGCUGAAGCAGCUGUGUCCGCACCAUCAGAAUCAAAAGCAGACGACACACAAGUGGAUGUGGCAGGGAGGAGCUCGCUACAAAAUGGGGAUGAAAGCAGCCAGUCAGCUGUGGCCGGACCCUCAGGAUCAUCAGCCUCCUCCAGGUCUUCUAAAGGCAGCACGUCUUCGACGACCUCCGCCACCAAGAGGUCCGUCCAGAGCAUGGAGGAGAAGUCUGAGGUCUUCAAGUCCCUGUUCACCAGCCACAGCUCUGCCAAGCGCACCAAAGACCAGACAUCCAACUGGGUCACCCACACCCCCUAUCACUUCUAGUAACCACCGCUCAGAGCAAAGAUCCACAUAUUGAGACUGCUCCACAAAUUGUGACCAAUUUAAGACUGAUAAACCUACUGCUACAUACCCAUACCCCCUUUACACACACACACACACACACACACACACACACACACACACACACACACACACACACACACACACACACAUAUUACCCAUGUUACCCACAUGACCUCUAAUAAUGUCAUCAAUGUGUGGAUCCCCGACAUGUCCCUUCAGUCCGCAGCAGCUCACUGUUUACAUGCUGUGAACAGUUUGUUAAUAGCUCCCCAAGCUAUUUGAGCUUUUUGUUUUCUAACCUAAUGCCUCCCUCAUGUAUUCUCCCGCAUCUCUAUGAUCUCACUCACAGGUGCUUUGAGAAUUGAUGCUAGGGUGACUUCGGCAUGUCUGUCACUCUGCUGUCUCCUAGUGGACAGAUUUCAGCUUUUCAAUCCCUGAAACGAUUGAAUAUCUGGUGUUGGGAUCAUGUAUAGGAUUGAUUUUGUUCUGCAUCUAAGGUGAAGAUGUUCUUUCACCCAUUAUAAGCUCUAUGAGGAUGGCAUUGGCUUACAUUUCUCUUUGUAGAAUAUACUUAACGUCUGUGUUCAUUGUAUUGGUUAUUUGUUUUCUUGAGGUAAAAUAAUAGGUUAACAACACAAGGACUGUUAAAAGCAUCUUGCUUAUUUCUUGAAUCUUCUGAUGCUCAUAAAUCAACCAAUGAGCACAGAGAGCAAAAGACAGACAUAUGCAGCUGUAAUGUCAACAGGACAACAGGUAACACACUUUCAGCUCAGUGUUCUUCUGAUCAGUGUUUUUUGAGUAAUUAAGUAAUUUCCAAACAAGGUGCUUUCGGCUGUCUGUUUUUUCUCCUUUUUGGAAGAUCUUUGGUCUAAAGUUAUCUUGUAGUUUCUAGUAAACAGCAAAAUGUAGAGAAAUUGUAUUAUUAUAUUUUCUACACACUCUUCAGGCAGUUUUUUUAAGGUGAUUAAAAUCUGCUAUUUAUGUUUCAGUGGGUCUUUUCCUUUUUAUUGCAUUUAAUCAGCAUAAGUCAAAUAAAUUUCUAUUCAGUCCGA
Acanthopagrus latus (yellowfin seabream) is the source of this 1994-nucleotide messenger RNA. RefSeq names its product replication termination factor 2 (gene rtf2). Gene Ontology annotation, cellular component: nucleus. Bases 1 to 921 code for a protein of 306 amino acids. The transcript has 9 exons. Gene Ontology annotation, biological process: mitotic DNA replication termination; site-specific DNA replication termination at RTS1 barrier. The record is from RefSeq and is a predicted model, not a curated record. NCBI's taxonomy places the organism in Eukaryota, Metazoa, Chordata, Actinopteri, Spariformes, Sparidae.